This is a messenger RNA of Euleptes europaea (tarantolino), 1056 nucleotides long. RefSeq names its product kelch domain containing 9 (gene KLHDC9). Gene Ontology annotation, molecular function: cyclin binding. NCBI's taxonomy places the organism in Eukaryota, Metazoa, Chordata, Lepidosauria, Squamata, Sphaerodactylidae. The transcript has 4 exons. Bases 8 to 1051 code for a protein of 347 amino acids. The record is from RefSeq and is a predicted model, not a curated record.
GCCUGGUAUGACGGCUGCCGGCAGCAACUGGAAGUGGACUCCAGUUGCGCGCAGUGACCAGUUGGCCCGUGGCUUCCAUUCGUGCAAUGUGGUGCAAGGGAAACUCCUGAUCUUUGGGGGACUGAAGUCGGCAGACACCCAGGAGUCACCCCUGGGAGACGUGGUGGCCUUCGACCCGUCUGUCCAGACCGUCCGAACAGUCGCUCCUGAACGUGGGUACCGGCGCAGCCACCAUGAGGCCGUGGUCCUGGCUGAUCGCUGGCUGUGUGUGGUGGGAGGCUGGGACGGCUCCCGAAGGGUCUCGGAUGUGUGCAGCUUUGACGCUGACCAGGCGCAGUGGGAACGCUGGGCCGAGGGAUCCUCCAAUGAGCCUCCUGUGGGGUUGAGCAGCCACACCUGUACCAAGCUGUCAGACCAUGAGGUGCGGGUGGUGGGCCGUGAAGGCGGGCUGCGCACACAGAGGCGCUACGCCAGCAUCUACACAUUGCACAUGAACCCUGCCACCAAGACCUACUGGUACAGAGAAGAAGAAUCUCACACAGCCUCACGGGCCGGCCACUCUGCAAUGCUGCUGCGCGAGACCAGCUCCAGUGGGAGGAGCAGCGGCUACAAGCUCAUGGUAUUCGGCGGACGUGACUCUGCUGACUUUGACGUGGCUGGACACUGGGGGAAAGGGAAAAUCCACGUUGAUUCUGUCCAUGCUACUGAGCUUACGGAGCAGAUCAGUCGUUUGGUCAGUGCCGAAAAGGGAUCCCAGCAGGCACCCAAAGGCUUGCGCCACCAGUCCUGCACUGUGGUGGGGCCUUUUGCCAUCAUCUUUGGAGGGGAGACCUUAUCCAGAGGCAGGGAUGCCAUUUGCAACGACCUCUAUGUCCACGAUACACGGUCUUCACCAGCAACCUGGUACCGCUUCCCCGGUUCCGAUCAAGCCCAGAAGAGAGUUGGUCAUCGCACCUGCCUUUGGGACGACAAGCUCUACCUCGUUGGGGGAUUUGGGGCUGACGGCAGGACACCCUGCCCAGAGAUCUGCACUUUAGAGAUCUCCGUGUGAAGACA